AUGAGCGCAACAGUAUGCGAUGACGUCACCAAACUUGCAGCUUAUCUUCAUAUUGCUGCUAACGAAGGACAACGGAUAGCUGUGACACCACGAACUGUGCAGUCAAUAGUUCCGACACCAGUACUGGAGUAUCCAUCGCAGUCAGCCGAUUCAUGGGCGACGAGAAUCAAUCGUCAACUACGGUCCAUGAACCCUAACACAACGGCAACACAAGCAAGGGCUGCUUUCUUAGAGAUACUGUCCACUUGGCCACUCUUUGGCAGUACAAUAUUCCGGCUAGACGCUGCAUCACUCGACGGACGAGCUCUUCCACCGGUAGAGCUGGCGGUGGGCAAGACAGGUGUAAAACUCCUUGAGCCUCGAAGUCGUGACGUAAUGGAACAAUGGCCCUAUGAUAAGAUAGUCUCCGCUGUAACCGGGAGUCGCGAUACUAUUGUCGAGAUGGUUGUAGGAACUCCCUCGUCAAACCGUACCUACGAGUUCCGAACAAGCGAGAGUCUCAAGCCAUCAACUCGACUCGGUGGACGUAACCCUUCAUUGUCAACGAAAAUCGUGCAUUAA
Messenger RNA from Cooperia oncophora, 561 nucleotides. NCBI's taxonomy places the organism in Eukaryota, Metazoa, Nematoda, Chromadorea, Rhabditida, Trichostrongylidae. The record is from the annotation of a GenBank genome assembly.